Molecule: messenger RNA, 5002 nt
Organism: Ailuropoda melanoleuca (giant panda)
Lineage: Eukaryota; Metazoa; Chordata; Mammalia; Carnivora; Ursidae
Gene: STK32A
Product: serine/threonine kinase 32A
Exons: 13
Coding region: 607-1848 (413 amino acids)
Biological process (GO): G protein-coupled receptor signaling pathway; regulation of signal transduction; protein phosphorylation
Molecular function (GO): G protein-coupled receptor kinase activity; ATP binding; G protein-coupled receptor binding
Source: RefSeq, a predicted model, not a curated record
ACCGCCACCCCCAGGAACCCCGUCCUCGGCAGCGCUGCCGGGGUGUCUCGGAGGCGAAGAGGGUCACUUCGGGCGAGCCGGGUCUGGGUCUGAGAAGUUGGGGCGCGCUCCGCGUGCGGCGGCUCGGGACCGUGCCAAGGCGCCCCGGGAUCCCCGCCACCGGCUUGGAGCCGCGCCCGCGGCGCUGUCCCCCGUCUCGCCCUCCCCCGGCGACGCACUGACCCCAGGGGACUGUCGCUCUCCCAGGCGACUGCCCGGCGGUUUCUGGGGCGGACGGCGACAGGGGACGCCCGCUGGCUGGCCACUCCCCGCCCCUCCCGGAGGAGCUGUGCGCUCCGGCGGUGCUCGAGCCCCGGCAGCCGCAGGUGCCCCGCCCCGGGCCAAGCCCCGCGCAGCCCCGCGCCCACCUCCGCCCGCAGCCGCCAGCAGCAGCCGCGCCCAGACUGGUAGGCGCCUUUUCCUUGCUCUCUCCUCGGCUCUGGGAGUCCUUCUGCUGACCCCGGUGGUGGGGGAAGCCCCAGUCCGAUCUUCUUGAAGGCGAGAAGAGAGAGAACCAAGAUCUAGGUAUCGAGCUAAGGCUUCCAGAUCUCUUUUGAGUGAAGAUGAAUGUUUCUGCCUGGAGAGUUUAACUGGAGGAUCUGGGUCUGGGUCGACUUGACCAUGGGAGCCAACACCUCAAGCAAACCACCAGUGUUUGAUGAAAAUGAGGAUGUCAACUUUGACCACUUCGAAAUUUUGCGAGCCAUCGGGAAAGGCAGUUUUGGGAAGGUGUGCAUUGUGCAGAAGAAUGACACAAAGAAGAUGUACGCGAUGAAGUACAUGAACAAACAAAAGUGUGUGGAGCGCAACGAAGUGACAAAUGUCUUCAAGGAACUCCAGAUCAUGCAGGGUCUGGAGCACCCUUUCCUGGUUAAUUUGUGGUACUCCUUCCAGGACGAGGAGGAUAUGUUCAUGGUAGUGGACCUCCUGCUGGGUGGGGACCUGCGUUACCACCUGCAGCAGAAUGUUCGCUUCCAGGAGGACACCGUGAAGCUCUUCAUCUGUGAGCUGGCCAUGGCCUUGGACUACUUGCAGAGCCAGCGUAUCAUCCACAGGGAUAUGAAGCCUGACAAUAUUUUGCUGGAUGAACAUGGGCACGUGCACAUCACGGACUUCAACAUCGCCGCGAUGCUGCCCGGGGAGAUGCGGCUCACCACGGUGGCGGGCACCAAGCCUUACAUGGCGCCUGAGAUGUUCAACUCCAGAAGAGAAGCGGGCUAUUCCUUUGCUGUGGACUGGUGGUCCUUGGGAGUGACGGCCUAUGAGCUCUUAAGAGGCCGGAGACCAUACCAUAUUCGCUCCAGUACCUCCAGCAAGGAGAUCGCACACAUGUUUGAGACCGCUAUUGUGACUUACCCCUCUGCCUGGUCACAGGAAAUGGUGUCACUACUUAAGAAGCUGCUUGAGCCUAAUCCAGACCAACGGUUUUCUCACUUGUCUGACGUCCAGAACUUCCCAUAUAUGAAUGACAUGAACUGGGAUGCAGUUUUGCAGAAGAGACUCAUUCCGGGUUUUAUUCCUAACAAAGGCAGGCUGAAUUGCGACCCCACCUUCGAACUGGAAGAAAUGAUUCUGGAGUCCAAACCUCUUCACAAGAAAAAGAAGCGUCUGGCAAAGAAGGAGAAGGAGAUGAGGAAGUGUGAUUCCUCUCAGAUGUGCCUUCUUCAAGAGCAUCUGGAGUCUGUCCAGAAGGAGUUCAUCAUUUUCAACAGAGAAAAAGUAAAAAGGGACUUUAAUAAAAGGCCGGCUAGUCUAGCCUUGGAACAAACCAAAGACCCACAAGAAGAGAACGGCCCGAAUAAGGCAUGAAGUCCUCCACAUCUGCUUGGGACACUUCCUGCCACCUCAGGCCAGGAACUUCCUGCCAACGCAGGCAGGGAAUUGCUGACAGUAGUUCUCACCUCUCCACACCUCACACACCUUAGAAAAAUGUGUACGAAAGCCUUUGGGAGGAGGCAGCGUGACAGACACGGAGAGUCCCGGGUCUCCUGGGACGGAGUUUCACCACUCGUUAACUGUGUGGCCUUGAGCGAGCCACUUCCCCAGUCUCUGCAUCGGGUCAUUCAUCUACGAUGAGAGGGUCACACUAGAGAAGCUCUGCUUUCCCUUUCUAUUGGUACCAUUCUGUUACUCCACACAGCCUUUAUUUUAAAAGGAAUAUUUAGAUGUAGAUUUAUUUUUCCACUCAUUCUAACUACCCUGUGACAAAUGGGCAAAUGGACACUGACGUGGGCGAUGACUGCGUGAGGCUCUUCAGAGCUAGCAAAUCUCAGAAAGAGGUCAGAAUUCCCCCAUCUGAUUGAAGAGGGCGCAGGAAUUGAACCAGGAAGCAAUGAAUGGGAGCGGAUUCGAAGUAACCAGAUUUCUGAGGCUUUCCAGUGGCGUUCGGAGUCAGCACACCCUAUCAGCUCGCGUCCGCCAGCAAGAGCCUAGUGAGCACGUCGCUCCCAUCCCCCAGACAGUGAUGGGAAGCUGGGCAGCUGAAACUGGUGAUGAUUGGUAAAUACUGGCAAUAUUUACACCAUGGAAAUGGGCAAAUGCUUCAAAUCUGGGCUUUUCUUCCCCAGACAAGCCAGCUGUGAAGGAGUUAUUAGAAUACUGCUCACCUUCUUCUAAUAAGUAUGCUCCUUGAGAGGGAAUUGCUCUCUUAUCAGAGACCUGUGUCUGGGGAGGACCGGAAAAUACUGUCACAUCGGGACCAUGUCUACCAUGUAGUCCAGUCAAGCUCUCCCUUACGGUACAAGGGUUAUAGUCUGAGUAGAAUGGAAGCGAAUUUGGAAGAGGGUAAAAUUUACACUUGGAAACUCCCUUAAAUUACACACACUAUGGUAGGUAUCUUCUCAGCAAAGCCCCAGUGCAGUGAGCCACCUCUCAGUAAUGAAACAAAUCACCAUUUGGGGGUUUGAUUUUGUCUUUUAUUUUUGGUCUCAUUUUUGGCCAGUAUCAGGUGAACCAAAAUGUGGAACCGAUUAUACAUUCCUUUAUAGACUGGAAUAACAGAACUACGAGAUGCUGCUCGGAUCACCGAAACCUUGUCCUUACCGACAGUAAGGCCUUGCCAAGAUGGCAGUAAGCAGGCAACAGGGAAGCCCAGACAGAGAAAACAGGCAGAAGGAACAGAUCCCACACCUGCCACACCAGACCUCCAAGGAGGCAAGCAGCACUCAGGCAAUUAAACGUGGGUAGGAAGCCAAUGCUGGAUUUUAACUUGACCUCCAGGAUUUUCUCCUGAGUUAACAGGCCCAGAAUUUCUGGCAGAGCUGUGAACAGUGCCUCUCUGCUGUGAGAGCAACCAUAUUUUUGUUAAGAAUUAAAACCAGCUCUUUCCUUCUGUUUCUUUUUUUUUUUAUGGUUCCCACAUAUUAUUUGCCUGAGCUAUUUUGCUUUUCUCCAAACACUAUAAACUACGCACUGGCCCUGACUCCAUCUCUGAUUAUAUAUGAAAAGAGCAAGGGGAAGAAGGUGACCCAGUUCUGUUCCAGGCUGGUAACCCCAGGAGUGUCAGAGGCCACUGGCAUGUUUCCAACUUGCAUCUUUCAUGCGUUUUGACUCAAGUCCUGAUGCGCUGUAGUCCCCUGGUGCCUCCUCUUGCUGUGACCUUGUGUGUGUCAUUGCAGGGAAAGACUUCGAGAAACACUUGCUGCAUGGCAGUGGGAUCAGAGGCUCUCCGUGGGGAAGGGAGCCAGCUCUCUGCGCCAUUUCACAUCUGUACAGUGUAUAAUAGGAUAGGAACCCCGUACUAUGUCUGUAGUCUGAACCCCUAGUUUUUAUUUCCAGUGAGUUGCUGCUGUGCCCGAGGCACCUCUGUGGCCAGUCAGGAACCGUGGACACAUCAACUAGAGAGCACAGCCUCCAAGCGUUAAGAUGGGUUUUCAGUCCUAAGCAGGUUACAGACCCACCACGUGUUUCCAGUUAGAAAUGAAAAAGCAUUGCAUCUAGAGUGCAGAACAACUGAUUAUAAGCAUCUCCCACCACCACACAUUGGAAACAUCAGGACAAGUUUUCCAAAAACCAGAAGGAUGCCUAAACCUGCACCAUGAUUGCUAGAUGAUGGUAUCAGAUUCUUUGGCUUUAUUCUGUAACUUGGGCCAAAAGUUACUAUCUAACCGGCUGGAACAUGUCUCAUCAAUUAGAUUUGUGACAACCAAGGCUCAGGGCUCAGAAUUUUAGAAAACAAGCCGAGUAUUGCAGCCCUUUGUCUGGAAUUCCUACAAUGUUCUUCUGUUUACUCCCUUACCUGUGUGGAGCAUCUGAGAAGUCCAAGCAAGACCAGAAGCAUCCUGGUUUUGUCACUCUUACACGCAAGCAGGGCCACCCACCCCCUUGCAUUCAGUGACCCCUAGUGGGUGGGUGGGCACCCAAGCCCUGCAACCCUGCCCACGCCCCGAACUUCGUGGAAGUCCAUACUCUGCUAAUGGCUAACACAUCUCGAGGGCAGCACUGGUUUGGGCUGGGGUCAUGGCCGGGGCAGCCGUGAAUGUCCAGCAGCACAAAGCACUGCUAAAUGAAUUACAGUCACUAAUUAGUAGUGAAGCAUCUUGGCAUAGGAACGUUUUAACCGGAAAUGACUAGGCUGUAGAUCAGCAUAGCUUCGCUAGAUUGGAUGGGCAGGUACAUAGCUCGGGAGAAAGGAUGCUAAACGAGCUAGCAGGACACAGUGUCACUGCUUUCGAUGAUGCAGUCAUGCUAAGGCUUUCAUUCUCCAGCCGACCGAGGAGGCGUGCAACACAUCGUGUUUGUUUCAGCAGCCAGGCGUGCUUGCGUUGUCUACACAACAUCCUGUUUCCUCCUGUCUGCCUGUGAUUGCUUUCUUACAGGCUCAGUGUGUCUGAUGUUAGUCAUGAAGUUCAAAAUCCAAAUUUCAGUGAUCUGCGCUGUUGUGAACAGGCAGCCACUGGGUGGGAAACACGUGCUUCUGUUGAUAUGAUGUAAAUGUGCCCUGGUGUAUUAAAAUGUCUUCUGU